CCCAACUGAUGCACAGAUGAGUGGUCCACCCCGGGUCCUGACUUUGAACAGCUAGCGCAUCGUCUGUGGUCUCCUAAUAACAUCUCCACGCAGGAGAGGGGGGCAGAGCAGAAAAGAGACGGCAAAUCAACAGGUCUAAAAGGGGGGUCUAUUUAAAGGCUAGCGUAUACAAAUGAGUUUUAAGAUGGGACUUAAAUGCUUCUACUGAGGAAGCAUCUCUAACUGUUACCGGGAGGGCAUUCCAGAGUACUGGAGCCCGAAUAGAAAACACUCGAUAGCCCGCAGCCUUUUUUUUGGGCUCUGAGAAUCACUAGUAAGCCGGAGUUCUUUGAACGCAGAUUUCUUGCCGGAACAUAUGGUACAAUACAAUCAGCAAGAUAGGAUGGAGCUAGUUUUAACCCAUAUAGACUUAGACUUAGACUUAAACUUUAUUGAUCCACAAGGGAAAUUGUUCCACACAAUAGCUCAGUUACAAAGGAUGGAAAGGGUAAGGCUUGAAAUGAUAAUGCACACAAGGGCACUAAAAGAGGGCCAAAACAAAAGGUAUAAAGUAGACUAAAAAUGAAUUUCAUGAAUACUUUUUUAAUCGAUGUAUUGAUUGCUAUAAUCUGUAUGGUGUUUGCUAACGACUAUGACGUCACGCAGCAUUACUGUUCCUCCGGGAAGAGAAAGUGACGGUUGAUCUUCCCCAUGGUCAUGUUAAUCCAGUCAGCCUGAGCAAGAAGCCGCAGGUACUUCACUGGACGAUAACAUGGGCUUGCUGUCCAUCCUGCGGAGGCUGAAGCAGCCUCAGGACCAGGAGGUGCGUUUACUGCUGCUGGGUUUGGACAACGCCGGCAAGACCACUUUGCUCAAACAGCUGGCGGCGGAGGACAUCAGCCACAUCACGCCCACACAAGGUUUCAACAUCAAGAGUGUUCAGUCGUCGGGCUUCAAGUUGAACGUGUGGGACAUCGGAGGUCAGCGUAAGAUCCGCCCCUACUGGAAGAACUACUUUGAGAACACCGACGUGCUGAUCUAUGUGAUCGACAGCUCGGACAAUAAGCGAUUUGAAGAGACCAGUCUGGAGCUGUCUGAGUUACUGGAAGAAGGGGACCUGGCCGCAGUGCCGCUGCUCAUAUUCGCCAACAAGCAGGACCUGAUGACAGCCAUGCCGGCCUCCGAGCUGGCGGAGAGCCUCAACCUGCACACCGUUCGAGACCGAAUGUGGCAAGUCCAGGCCUGCUCCGCCAUCACCGCUGAGGGAUUGCAAGUAAACACAACUAUGUGCAAACACCUAAUCACAGCAAUACACUAAUGAGGAUGGCAUGAGCUGGGUUUGCAGGAAUAUAAAGUUUGGGAAGAAAUAAAUCCCAGAAGAUCUGCUGCAGGAUCUCUUCACAUUUUAGUCCACUUAUCUCUAAAAUUAAUCUUAAGUGUAUUGUAUAUGAUGUAAAUAUUACUCUACUUUAACUGUACACGAGGGACAAGCGGUAGAAAAUGGAUGAAAUAUUAAAACACAAAGGAAUGAUGGUAACAGCUAGCAAUGCAUGUGUGUAUGUAUAGUUUCCCAAGUGAACACUAGAGAGCGCUAUUGCACCAGUCUUGUUCCUAAUACUGUACAUAUUGAUUGGUGUGAUGGUAAUCAAUUACCAAACCAAGUUAAUAGUUGAUGCUUCAACUUUUUUUUAUAAUAGACACAAUGUGGACUUUUUAGCAGAACUUUUUUUUUAAAGUGACAUUUUUGGAUCCUACCACAGCCCUUGGAAGAUUCUUCUGCUCCCUUAGGCGUUUAGCCAGGGCAUCCAAUGUUGUUUUUAGUGGCUUCUGGCUUAUCUUACCGGAAUAAAAUUAACAGGAUUUUUCAACAGAUUUGAAAAUAGGUCAGGUUUUUUUUGCAAUUUUGAGAUCUUGCGAGGGUCCUGACAUUGGUUUAGAAGAUAUGUUUGGUCUUUAGGGUCAUUCCAGGGCACUUCAUUUUUGCUUUAGGAGGCUCCAAGGCUACCUCACUGGGGAAAAGAUGUAUAAUUUUUCAUCACAACUCAAAAACGGGUUAAAAAAAUUACAGAUAUUUCUGCUCUGAACCCACUGACGUGGGUUUGGCAAGGUUUUUUCUGGUCCACCAUUCCUUUCAAGUCCAGCCAGGGCACCUAAAGCUGAUUUGAGAGGUUCCUGGACCACCUCACUAUGCAAAAGAAAAUGUACUUUAAAUUCAAAUUAAAGAAUCGUUUGAAAGGUCUGAUUUUCUGGGUCUGACCUGUGCCCUGAUGUGGGUUUAGAAGGGUUUU
Messenger RNA from Entelurus aequoreus (snake pipefish), 2267 nucleotides. RefSeq names its product ADP-ribosylation factor-like protein 3. The transcript has 6 exons. Bases 752 to 1297 code for a protein of 181 amino acids. Gene Ontology annotation, molecular function: GTP binding; GTPase activity. Gene Ontology annotation, cellular component: cytoplasm; microtubule cytoskeleton. NCBI's taxonomy places the organism in Eukaryota, Metazoa, Chordata, Actinopteri, Syngnathiformes, Syngnathidae. The record is from RefSeq and is a predicted model, not a curated record. Gene Ontology annotation, biological process: cilium assembly.